This is a messenger RNA of Cetraspora pellucida, 396 nucleotides long. Lineage: Eukaryota; Fungi; Glomeromycota; Glomeromycetes; Diversisporales; Gigasporaceae. The record is from the annotation of a GenBank genome assembly.
AUGAUGAAAUUUGGUAAAUUUUGCAGAUUAGGUGAAUACAAAGUAGCUAUUAAAAGUAUUGCAAGUUCAUUUUGCAAUAUAUCUGAUGAACAUAAAACUUCAGAACUUUUUAGAGAGCCAAUUGCGCUUGUAGUAUCAGCAAUUUCGAGUAGAAACGACAUAGUAAAUUUUGAUGUUCUUAGAUGUUAUGGAUUAAGUAAAGAUCCUAAUACCAAAUCUUAUUUGAUCGUUACACAGUUAUGUAAAUGUGAUCUUUGGAAGUAUAUAGAACAGAAUUUUGGUAAGAUAGAUUGGUUUGAAAAAUUACGAAUAUUAAUGGAGACCGCUAAUGGAUUAAAGACAAUACAUUCUGCUGAUCUCAAUGCAGAUUUGGAAAUUUCUAUUGGACAAUAUUAA